Bombyx mandarina (wild silkworm) is the source of this 1789-nucleotide messenger RNA. RefSeq lists its product as uncharacterized. Gene Ontology annotation, molecular function: glycosyltransferase activity. Gene Ontology annotation, cellular component: cytoplasm. NCBI's taxonomy places the organism in Eukaryota, Metazoa, Arthropoda, Insecta, Lepidoptera, Bombycidae. The record is from RefSeq and is a predicted model, not a curated record.
GGUACCGCGCCCGGAGCGCAUGCGCGUACCGUUCGCCAGCAGAAUCUACCACGAAAUCACGUCCAUCACAUAUAAUUUAUUACAAACUCUAGUAAGAAUGUUGCUAUAAAUUAAUACGAUGGUUUGUAAAACACGAAAAUUAGUGCGCGUCACAAAAUUGCUCUUAGCUGGACUGACUGUAAUCUGUGUUAGUUGGAUAGCUUCUGUGAAUGAGUGGCAUGCCAGAGUUCGAUGGAGAAACAGACAAGUGGAUAAUGAUCAUGGAAUUUCUACAAUGAGAACUAUAAUCGCAUACUCCCAGGACAUUCGAGAGGAGAUGGAUCGGCCCUCGCCCGUCAGAUGCGACCGAUUGCCGGCUUUCCCGGAAGUACCGAGUAUUAAUCGCACGUGGACAGCUGACUCGUCAAAUUAUGGCACAUGGCAACGUGUUACUGGUACAAAAGUGUCAAUUUACUCGGCGUUCUAUGACGAUCGUACAUCGCAGCCCUACAUUCGUAUCCUGGCCUUUUUUCACGGUCGCAACGCUUCAGCUGAUCAAACACUAUUCUGCCAAACGAGGUCACUCGACCCAAACGAAAAUUCGGUAGAAGUUGUCGCAGCGAAACCGUUGGAAAUUUGGUGGCACGAAUGGGAUGUUCAAUCAACUGAUAUCGACUAUCCAUUUCUGCUGUCAUGUCCAUUAACAGGACCACUAAAUGGACCCACAUUAGUUUCACUAGUUACGGAGCCGUGUCUUGAUCCCACAAAUGCGCACCCGCUAAAACAUAGUCUGAAAAGGAAUCAACAAAAAAGGAUAUUCACAAUAUGUGUUAAAGAUUUGAAUUUUGAUAAGGAUAUCUCGCAAAAUCUAAUAGAAUGGAUAGAAACCAAUAAAAUACUCGGUGUUGACAUUAUCGAUGUGUACAUCGGUAAUAUAAGUAAAGAAAUAGAAAGUAUCUUACAACACUAUCGCGACGCGGGAUUCAUUAGAUUGUUCCAUGUUCCUAUCAGAAACAAACCUGAAAGAUCUCUAUGGCAACGAAGGAGAGAUCAUAUCAUAACUUACAAUGACUGUUUAUAUAGAAACAUACAAGAAAGUGAAUUUAUUAUACCAUUAGAUAUCGAUGAAAUAAUUAUGCCUAAGACCGCAAACUCUUUGCCUGAGUUAUUAAAACAUUUAGUCAAACGAGGUUGGAAUCCUAAAGAAUAUUCCGCAAUUAUGAUCAAAAACGUUUUCUUUUUUAAAUUUAUGCAAAAAAUAAAUAAGAAUUAUUAUAAUUAUAAAAAUAAGAGCAAAAGAUACGCAAAAAGGGAUGAUGUCCGAAUAAGAUAUGCAAGGAGCACCAAAAUCCUAGAUGAAAACAAUUCAGUACAUUUGUUUGAUAAAAAUAAAUUAGGUAAUAAAAAUUCAGUAGAUGUGAACGAACUACAGGUAUAUUAUGAAAAUUACAAUUCCAGAUGCGGCCACGACAUGCCGACGUCUAAAUUAAUGACUCAUGUAAUAAGUUCAGCAUUCAUUAGUCCUAUAGGAUUUUAUAGUAAAAGUUUUAUGGUCACCGAAAGAGUAUUAACAGCGUUCAAUCAUUACCCUCUUGCUAGUCUUGGAACUUCAGGAUUCGACGGUUGGCCUGCACCAUUCAAAGAAGUUCAACUUAAUCAUUAUAAGGAGUCGUGCAACGCGACCGUCGUGCCGGAGUGCGAGCUGUACCAACGCGACGUCCGCCUCGAUCGAACCGCGCUGCGAUUGAGAAAAAAACUGAUCGAAGCACUAUCAAAUUCCAUCUGUACAUAAAUAAAUAUCUAAAUAUAA